AACAAAUUAUUUACUAACAGAAAGUACCCAACUCAUUUUUUGUCCAAAAAAAAAAAGAAAAGAAAACUUGCCAACAAAAAAAUAACUAAUUAGAGUAGCCAACAUAACAAUGAUUUCUGCUUUUAGAAAUCGUAGAGCAGCAAAAAAUGCUAAAAAUGUCAAGAAAAUGAUGGAUGUGGAGGUUGAUGAGGUGACCAUACCGGACCAUUUUCGAUGUCCGAUAUCAUUAGAGUUGAUGAAAGACCCGGUGACUUUAUCGACCGGGAUAACUUACGAUAGGGAAAGUGUAGAGAAAUGGAUAUAUGAAGAUGGAAAGCACACGUGCCCGGUCAGCGGUGUUGUGUUGACUAGUCUUGACCCUGUGCCAAACCAUACUAUUAGAAGGAUGAUUCAAGAUUGGUGUGUGGAGAACAAGUCGUAUGGGUUUGACCGCAUUCCAACUCCUCGAGCUCCAACUAGCUCAAAUCAAGUGUCCGAGAUUUUAUCAAAGAUUGUUGCAAUGAGGUCAAAGAGAAAUGGAGAAGGGGUUAUGGAGUUAGUUGUAAAGAUUAAGGAUUUAGCAAAGGAAAGUGAGAGGAACAAGAGGUGCAUUGUGUCAAAUGGUGCAUCUCGGGUGUUCUCCGAGACAUUUGAGGCGUUUUCCUGUAAUGAAAAUCAGGAAAACGCCUCAGUAUUGGAAGAAAUAUUGUCAGGGUUAACCCUGGUUCUUCCGUUUGACCAACAGACUAAGUCUAGUCUGGGGUCAAACAGAUCUUUACAUAGCAUUGUAAAGAUAAUAAAGGCCGGAAGUUUAUCUGGCCGAAGGAAUGCAGCUUCGGUACUUAAAGAAAUCCUAUCAUCGGAUCAACGAAAGCUAAAUGAAUUCUCGGCGAUAGAAGGAAGUAUAGAAGCAUUAGCAAAACUCAUUUUGGAGCCAAUUGACACCACCACAACAAAUGCUUCAUUAUUAGCUAUUUACCCUUUGGUUACUCCAUUGACUUCCUUUGACCAAAAGAAAACCAUAAUAACAACAUUUCUUGAAAUGGGGUUAACCGAAAAGCUCAUAGAAAUGCUCGUACAAUGCACUAGAAGCGUAUGCGAAAAGACGUUAGCCGUUCUUGAAGGACUUUGCAGCAUUGAUGAAGGGCUUGAGAAGGCCUACAAACACGCGUUAACCGUCCCGGUUUUGGUGAAGAAGUUGUUGCGGAUUUCUGAUAUUGCAACCGAGUUUUCGGUUUCUAUUUUAUGGAAGUUGAGUAAAUAUGAAAAGAGUAUUGGAGAUGAAGAAAAUGUGGUGAUUGAAGCACUUCAAGUAGGUGCUUUUCAGAAGCUUUUGCUGCUGUUGCAAGUGGGUUCUUCUUCAAAAACAAAGGAGAAGGCUGGUGAUUUGUUGAAAGGGUUGAAUAUGCAAAGAGGAAGAGUUGAGUGUAUUGAAUCAAUGGAUUUCAAGAACCUCAAAAGGUCUUUUUGAACAAAAGUUUAGUUUAAUUAGGGGACAUAAUUUGAUUAUUUUGUAGAAUUUAACAAAGAUAAAUAUACACAUAGGAAUUAAUUAAUAUAAUGAUUCUUUUGCAUAUAAUGUUGAUAAUAGCUAUGAAAUGCACAGCUGAUUGUAUUUUUGACUUCAUUUUAUUGAAUUUGGUAA
Erigeron canadensis is the source of this 1624-nucleotide messenger RNA. RefSeq names its product U-box domain-containing protein 21-like. The transcript has a single exon. Gene Ontology annotation, biological process: protein ubiquitination. NCBI's taxonomy places the organism in Eukaryota, Viridiplantae, Streptophyta, Magnoliopsida, Asterales, Asteraceae. The record is from RefSeq and is a predicted model, not a curated record. The coding region runs from base 110 to 1450 and encodes 446 amino acids. Gene Ontology annotation, molecular function: ubiquitin protein ligase activity.